Molecule: messenger RNA, 360 nt
Organism: Linum tenue
Lineage: Eukaryota; Viridiplantae; Streptophyta; Magnoliopsida; Malpighiales; Linaceae
Source: the annotation of a GenBank genome assembly
AUGAAGUUCACUCAAGGAAUGCAAGUCGAGGUGCUAACUGACGAAGACGGUUUGAAAGGUGCUUGGUUUGCUGCAACAAUUAUUGAACCUUCGGGUGAAGACAAGUACCUUAUUGAGUACAAAACCCCGAGGAAUGAUGAUGAUACUGAGUUUCUCAGAGAAGACAUUCGUGCUUGCAACAUAAGGCCUUGUCCGCCGGAGAUCAUUGUUGUGGAUGGAUUCAAGGUGAUGGAUGAAGUUGAUGCUUACUACAACGAGGGCUGGUGGGUUGGCGUGAUUGCAAAGCCAAAGGUCGGGUUGUCGAUUUUAGUUUUGGGUUCUCUUCCCAUCGACGGCGGCGCUGCUGCAUGCGAGUCCUGA